CUGAAGAACUGAGUAGCACCCUCCAGGCCGGCGGCCCUCCGCCUUGGCUACCAGUCCCAGAGCGUAGGAAGCCAGCUUCCCUCCCUGAGGGUUACCUGUCCCGCGAUUUCCUAGGCUUCUCGAAGGACAGCUGGAAGACAGGUCCCGCCCCCAAGUCCCUAUAGCUGGUCCCGAAGUGUGCGUCACGUUCCAUUUGUAACCCUUAGAGUUCCGCGCUAUUGUCCCGCUUCCGUCCUCUCCCGAAUCCCUAACAGUCGUGGACUUCAGGAUGUCCGGGCCCAACGGGGACCUGCCCAUGCCAAUGGAGAUCAUCCUCGAAGAAGAGGACAACUGCUUGGGGGAAGCAGGUAACGAACUAGAAUAUGCAGCCAUCAACUCUAUGCUGGACCAGAUCAGUACCUGCUUGGAUCAGCUGGAGGAGAAGAAUGACCAUCUUCAUGCCCGGCUCAAGGAGCUGCUGGAAUCCAACCAGCAGACGAGAGUGGAGUUUCAGCAGCAGCAACAGCUCAAUGAGGGUCCACCUGCAGCUAAGCCCCACUCAUAGACCCUGCUGGAGGCCGUCCCCAGCCUCUCCUUUCCACAGAGCCUCAGGAGCUCCUGCCCUGGAGAAGGCAUUUGCUGGGUGAGUCAGUGGCUCUUCUUACAUCCCUUCUUAAAGGGACAAGGAUGCUUUCACAGCCCACAGGAUGCAAACACCAUCCGGACAGCCACAAAGAUCCCAUUAGGCUUGGGGCCCGUCUUCAGUUAGGGUUCUAGACUGUUGUCUCCCAUUUCCUCAUUUGUAUCUCCUGGUGCUUGGGCCCAAGUUAUCAGAUUGAUCCCAGAGGAUCACCUGUGCCUGGAAUAACUGUCUAUCUGAGGGUAGAUUAGUUGUUUGAAUACAGUUACCUCAACCCGGAUGAGGUUUGGCUCCCCCAGGGUCAGAGUGUGGAAGGGGACGGGAUCAGUAUCAGUAUCAUUAAACAAAUGUC
Messenger RNA from Gracilinanus agilis (Agile Gracile Mouse Opossum), 971 nucleotides. It is a transcript of the gene BBLN, whose product is annotated as bublin coiled coil protein. NCBI's taxonomy places the organism in Eukaryota, Metazoa, Chordata, Mammalia, Didelphimorphia, Didelphidae. The transcript is spliced from 2 exons. The record is from RefSeq and is a predicted model, not a curated record. The coding region runs from base 269 to 544 and encodes 91 amino acids.